AUGGAACAAGCUCUAAAAGCGGAGGUCAACAACUUGACUGUGGCAGAUGCUUUCAUUUACAGGCUCGCGGCGGAUCUAUACUGGAUCUCGGGUCCUUCGGCUCGACUGGGGCGAAUAGCUGGUGCCGUCAUAGGCUCAGGUGAACGCCUACAAUUCGAAAGCCCUACCUCUCACCAAAAUACAUCAUACGAAACACAGAACUUCCUACCGUUGCUGAAAUGCGAUACAGCAAAUUCCACUGUGCGGGAGGAUGUCUGGCGAUUGGUGAACGACACAGAAGUGGACACUGCCUGGGUUCAUAACAUGACCGCAGGCAGCUUGAAAUGGGCGACCUCUGAACACAGUGGGGAGGUUGGUUACCUUGGAACUAUUUACCCUAGGCGUCUAGAGGGUGGCAACUCUGGUGGUUUGACGUGGAAUGAAACCGAGUCAACCACGAGACAUUACGUCUUUGCUAUACAAAGACAGCCAACAGAGCUCGAGUACCAGUCCGAUACAGAAUACCUAUCGUGUGUCUUAUGGAACGCCUCUGUUUCAUAUACCGUAAAGAAGCAGAAUGGGAUCGUCGCCAUUGGAGAUAUUCAUCGAGAAUACAUCAACGAGUUUGAACCGCUGGAAGCCUACGUUGAUGAUCGAAGCGCAUGCAGUAUCUGCGAGGGCUCAGGAGCUCCCGCUUAUUCCGGAUACUCGAUAGCACUAUCGAAAUAUUUGCUCGGAUACAUCGCUUGGAAUCAAGACAAUACGCGCCAUAGAUAUUUAACAGUUGGCUCACUUGGCACGACAUCUCUUUCCACGGGAGCGCAGUUCUACAACAUGAACCGCAAUAUGAACGAGGCUGGUUUGGUCAUCGGCACUAUCCAGAACCCUUCAAAUGUCCGGAACAUCUCUUUCCGUGAAGAUGUCGAAGCAUUUGCGUUGAACCUGUCAUUAAGUAUAAUCAACGAUGCUUCGCUCUGCACCUCUGGUCAGCAGCUGAAAGCAAACCAGGUCAAGGAAGCGCUCGGAGAUUCUCAGGCCCGUGUAGCACAGCCGCUGAACAACAAAACCGCGAAGAUCAAACUGAGAUUUGAUGCAAAAGAAGGUUUUGUGCUCGGUAAGCGCCGGCAGGCCAGCGAAAGUUGA
Alternaria triticimaculans is the source of this 1122-nucleotide messenger RNA. RefSeq lists its product as uncharacterized. Lineage: Eukaryota; Fungi; Ascomycota; Dothideomycetes; Pleosporales; Pleosporaceae. The transcript is spliced from 2 exons. The record is from RefSeq and is a predicted model, not a curated record. The coding region runs from base 1 to 1122 and encodes 373 amino acids.